This is a messenger RNA of Selaginella moellendorffii, 445 nucleotides long. RefSeq lists its product as uncharacterized. The transcript has 4 exons. The coding region runs from base 65 to 424 and encodes 119 amino acids. The record is from RefSeq and is a predicted model, not a curated record. NCBI's taxonomy places the organism in Eukaryota, Viridiplantae, Streptophyta, Lycopodiopsida, Selaginellales, Selaginellaceae.
ACAAGAUCCCAGGUGGAAAAAAGAUUUUUUCGAUAAGCACUUACGCGAGGCUAAAGUAAAGGAGAUGAGCGGGACGCAUGACUUUUACAACCGUGGCUCCAACAACAAGGAGAACAACGACGGCACUGACAAGAUGAUGAGCAACGAUGACAACAGCAGCACCACCGAGAAGAACGAAGCUACAGCCCAUCGUCCUCUCACUCCUGACAUGAGACGAUCAGAGAAGCAUCACAGCAAUGCAAAGCGUCAGGAGAUUGCUGGGAACUAUGAUCUACUGAAUUUCUCUCCAAGUAGGCAUGACAAUGCUGAUUACAUCAAAUAUCCAUCAGAGAGGCCUGCGAGCAGCGCUAAAUUGCGAGAACUCAGUGGCAGCUACGCCUUUGGAGACUGCUUCACAGACCAGUUGUACGAAAAGAUUCCAUAGUGAAUAAUAUUAUUAGCAUUG